Messenger RNA from Carassius carassius (crucian carp), 3052 nucleotides. It is a transcript of the gene gad2, whose product is annotated as glutamate decarboxylase 2. The coding region runs from base 571 to 2322 and encodes 583 amino acids. Gene Ontology annotation, cellular component: cytoplasm. The transcript has 16 exons. The record is from RefSeq and is a predicted model, not a curated record. Gene Ontology annotation, biological process: GABA shunt. Gene Ontology annotation, molecular function: pyridoxal phosphate binding; glutamate decarboxylase activity. NCBI's taxonomy places the organism in Eukaryota, Metazoa, Chordata, Actinopteri, Cypriniformes, Cyprinidae.
GUCACGAUUAACGAUGCAAAAUAGUUCGUCAUGACCCGAUUCGCGUCGGAAUUUCUCUGGUGACGUGAAGCAGAUUAUCUUUACGCCACAAGAAGCUUUUAUUACCACUAAACUUGCAAGUUUGCACGUUGGAGAGCCGGGGAAACGGACUGCAAGAAGUGCUUUUUAAAAAUCUGCUAUGCACUCUUAACUUGCAUUUGCAACUGAGGCAUGUGAAAGAGAAUGAGAGCUAUUGGAUGCCUGCGUCUCCAUCAGUGCCAGCGUUUCUCCAUGAGUUCAGUGACGGUCUCCAGCUGCUCCAAAUCAUUGCGCACGGCGCACCAACUGAAUCUAGACGCUCAGUCUCGGCUGUUCUCCAUCUGAGGGCUUUGAACAUAUUUUAUGAGCACCAUAGUAAUUAAAGCACUUGAUUUGACUCGUUUGGACAGGUGUGAUUGUAAAUACAUCGCGCACGCAGCUGAGUUUCGAUUCAGCACCACGGCCGCGGACAGCUCCUGUUUCCCCGUGACGCGCGUCUGGAUGGCUGCUGCUCGCGUUUCUCUGUCGCUGCUCUGAUCCGCUCCGUUUGCGAUGGCAUCUCACGGGUUUUGGUUUCUGGGUGCUGAAAACGCGCCUGGAAACGGCAGUCAAAGCCCGAACACUCCCAGAGCAUGGUGUCAGGCAGCGGCCCAGAAAUUCUCCGGAGGAAUCGGCUCCAAAUUAUGUGCUCUGUUAAAUGUCGGGGAGGCUGAGAAAGCAGCUCAAGCUCCAGUUAAAGCAGAAGAUGAGUCUACAGCCGAGAGCUGCGGCUGUAAUAAACCCUGUAACUGCCCCAAAGCCGCCUUGUGCUUCUCUGAUCUCUAUUCAACAGAUCUUUUACCUGCACUGGAUGGGGACGCGAAGACUAUGAAUUUCCUGCAGGAGGUUGUGGAUAUAAUGCUGGCUUAUAUAGUGGAAUCUUUUGACAGGUCAACGAAAGUGAUCGAUUUUCACUAUCCAAACGAAUUGCUCCAAAGGAAUAAUUGGGAGCUCUCGGACGAACCCGAGACUCUAGAUGAUAUUCUGAUCAGCUGUCGCGCCACGCUGAAAUACGCCAUAAAAACGGCACACCCCAGAUAUUUCAAUCAGCUCUCCACUGGGUUAGACAUGGUUGGCUUGGCUGCCGAUUGGCUUACGUCCACUGCCAACACCAAUAUGUUCACCUAUGAGGUGGCUCCAGUCUUCGUGCUGUUGGAAUACGUCACGCUGAAGAAGAUGAGGGAGAUCAUUGGCUGGCAGGAUGGCCGCGGUGAUGGAAUAUUCUCUCCGGGUGGCGCCAUUUCCAACAUGUAUGCCAUGCUACUGGCUCGCUAUAAAAUGUUCCCCGAGGUGAAGGAGAAAGGAAUGUCAUCCGCACCGAGACUGGUGGCCUUCACAUCUGAACAUAGCCAUUUUUCAAUCAAGAAAGGAGCAGCUGCACUUGGAAUCGGUACAGAAAGUGUCAUCUGUAUUAAAGCAGAUGAAAGGGGUAAGAUGAUUCCUUCCGACCUUGAAAGGAGGAUUAUUGAAGCCAAGCAGAAGGGAUACGUGCCGUUCUUUGUCAGCGCCACGGCCGGCACCACGGUUUAUGGUGCCUUUGAUCCUCUCAUGGCUAUAGCGGACAUCUGUAAGAAGCAUGAUGUCUGGAUGCAUGUGGAUGGAGCAUGGGGCGGAAGUUUGCUAAUGUCCCGGAAACACCGGUGGAAGCUGAAUGGAGUCGAGAGGGCUAAUUCUAUGACCUGGAACCCUCAUAAAAUGAUGGCUGUGCCCUUGCAGUGCUCGGCUCUGCUGGUUCGAGAGGAGGGUCUGAUGCAGAGCUGCAAUCAGAUGCAGGCCUGUUAUCUGUUCCAGCAGGACAAGCACUAUGACCUGUCCUAUGACACAGGGGACAAGGCCCUGCAGUGCGGCCGCCAUGUGGACAUCUUCAAACUAUGGCUAAUGUGGAGAGCUAAGGGCACUGUUGGUUUUGAGGCUCAGAUUGACAAAUGUCUGGAGCUUUCAGAGUAUCUCUACAACAAGAUCAAAGACAGGGAAGGAUAUGACAUGGUGUUUGAUGGAAAGCCUCAGCAUACCAAUGUGUGUUUCUGGUACCUUCCACCCGGCGUCCGCUACCUGGAGGACAAAGUGGAGAAAAUGAAGCGUCUGCACAAGGUUGCCCCUGUAAUCAAAGCCAGAAUGAUGGAGUACGGAACGACCAUGGUGAGCUAUCAACCGCAGGGAGACAAGGUCAACUUCUUCCGUAUGGUCAUCUCCAACCCAGCCGCCACCUUUGAAGACAUUGACUUCCUCAUUGAAGAGAUUGAGCGACUGGGACAGGAUCUUUAAAAACCUAAGGCGCCAAAACCUGUUAUUCUAGUGUCCCUGGAUGGAUCGAAUAUUUGUUGUGAAUGUAACGGUAAAUCUUUGAUUCCUCUUCUCCAAAGUCAUAUAAAGAUAGUAUGAUUUAAGAAAAUAAUAAUAAAAAAAGACAAUAUGAAAAUAUCUAGACUUUAGUAUUGUAGCGUUGUUGUGGGCUUCGUGGUCCAAAGCCCUGUAAAAGUGUUACCGUCUGCUUUUACUGUCUGUCUUAGUGUCUCUGACAUGACUAUGUUUGUUUACAUGUGUUUAUUGAGAAUAUGAAGAGUUACUUGCUUCUUAUUCAGUGCAGGUCCUAAGUUUCUAUUUGAACAGUUCUUCAAAGUGCCAGAUUACAGACUAUAUUAUAAUAGAGACGUAUUAUCUAAAUCACUUCAUCGUACCUAAAGUUUUUGUAUUCUGAGACAAUGUUUGACUUAUGUUUGAUCAAUUUCUCAAGAUACAUAACCAUAGGAAGAGUUUUGAAAGAGUUUCGACCAACUGUAUUGAGUGUGGACAUGAAGUUCAUAUAUAGUUUAAAUUAAUUAACGUAUUCUCAAAAAACGAGCCAAAAUAUAAUGUUGCGCUCUAAAAUUAUAUUUACAGGAGGCUGCCAGUGUCUUUAGUGAACAGCAAUGUUAUAUAAACUUGUCUAUACAGUCGCAUAUUACAUGCUACUGUAAAAAUUUAAAAUUCUAAAAUUUGACCAAAUUAAAAUGAU